Molecule: messenger RNA, 1212 nt
Organism: Myxocyprinus asiaticus (Chinese sucker)
Lineage: Eukaryota; Metazoa; Chordata; Actinopteri; Cypriniformes; Catostomidae
Gene: apoltp
Exons: 5
Coding region: 520-1149 (209 amino acids)
Source: RefSeq, a predicted model, not a curated record
AGCGGCAUAAAUAGAGCCAGACCACAAGUAGUCGAGAGAGAGAGCCUGGGCACUGAUUGUGAAGCCAAGAGUCUGUUGUUGCAAAGUUGAGAGUUUAUUUGUGAAACAGCUUGUGGAUUUUAAACUGCAUUAUUGAACAGCGCAAAAGCCUUGAAAGACUGUUUUGACUGCAGUAAGGAAAAUAAACGCUUACCUGAACCAGGAAAAGCUGCUUCUCGCUUCCUCUUUACAGUUAAUUAAUAAUUUUAUCACAGGGCAGCUUGAGGAAUUAAACAAUUCUCAGUAAGAAUUGAACUACUGAUAGGCAACCUCUACCAUAACCUCUACCAAGGUGAGUGAGAAAAUUUGCUAGAAGAAUUAUCAUGAAAAGUCAACAUACAGUCUUACCCAAACAUUCACCUUAUUCAAGAAUGUGUUUCACUUAAUCAUUCACCAUUGUGCCUAAAGGACUAACAGAGACAGUGAAUUCGGCUUCAGAGUUGAGAGUCCACUUUCACCUUAAUGCCAAAUUAGUGGCAAAUGGGCAUCCAAUCACCCUUACUGUCAACACCACACAUGCUCGCAGCAGGAAGAUCGCAAUACAGGCCGUGCUUAGAAAUGUCUUCAAUAAGGACACCUCGCUCUCAGACAAUGCAGCUGGAAAGGAGUCUGGAAGAUGGCCAGAGACACUAUUCUGUAUAUGCAGGGUUUCUUUUACCUAGUGCUGUCAGCAUCAGAAUUCUUGGUCUACUGAAGCAAAAGGGCCCAGAGUGGAGCUCUGCUUUGAGGGUUAGGUAUGUGGUAAAAGAGGAUUCACAAAGCAUGCAAGAGUGUCACAUGACCCAGAACCUGCACAGUGAGUCGGACCCAGUCCAGACAUACCGUAUGACACCAGCACAUGAACUCCACUGUUCCCACUUCUUCAGCCUAAACUACAAGAUUCAGUUUAGACAUGAACGGAGUCCAACCCACUUCCAGUCCUCACUUGAUAUAAGCUAUGGAAAGCAAUGGAAUCAGAGCAGCAACAAUCACAGGAUCCUCUUCAAUCAGUCACUCAGAAACCAGUCUGGACCCAGCCUCACCAGUUAUGCCAUUGAGCUCAGUCUGCGACUUCUAGACAGAGGACUGAACUACAGAACACAGCUCUCAUUUCAAGGGACAAAAAUCUGAGAGCAGCACACACCUCAAAUCAACUACAACAAUCAAAUGCCUCUGGUAGCUGGUAUACACUGG